Messenger RNA from Haliotis rubra (blacklip abalone), 1941 nucleotides. RefSeq lists its product as uncharacterized. Gene Ontology annotation, cellular component: nucleosome. The record is from RefSeq and is a predicted model, not a curated record. Gene Ontology annotation, molecular function: protein heterodimerization activity; structural constituent of chromatin; DNA binding. Lineage: Eukaryota; Metazoa; Mollusca; Gastropoda; Lepetellida; Haliotidae.
CGCGCGCGGACCUGUGAGAAGACAACCAAGCAUUACGUUUGGUGUUUUUACACUUUAUACACGAAAAUACAUAUUCGUAUGUGUAUAUUUUUCACAGGUGGCUAUUUAUUACCAUUUCCUAUGGUAUGUAUAAGUUUUUAGGUGUUUUAGCGAUGUUUAUAGCCAGUUGUGACAAGAAAUCACGUUGUUAUCAGGCCUCGGCAGAGUGCUUAGACAGCCAUUUGCUGUACAAACUCACUAACACAGACGGGGCUUAACCGUACGAGAGCGAACGUAAACACAGCCAAUCAGGACAGCUGAUUAUAGACCAAUCACUGGCUUCCCCGCGCAAGUCCGACUUCAAGAGAGCGAGCAGUAGAGUUGUGUGCCUCAGUUUCACUUGUGAAUCGAGAUGGCACGUACAAAGCAGACAGCCCGUAAAUCCACCGGAGGAAAGGCUCCCCGUAAACAACUGGCCACCAAGGCUGCUCGUAAGAGCGCCCCGGCUACCGGAGGUGUAAAGAAACCUCACAGAUACAGGCCCGGUACCGUAGCUCUUCGUGAGAUCCGUCGUUACCAGAAGAGCACUGAGCUUUUGAUCAGAAAGCUGCCCUUCCAGCGUCUGGUCCGUGAAAUCGCCCAGGACUUCAAGACUGACCUCCGUUUCCAGUCUUCAGCAGUCAUGGCUCUGCAGGAGGCUUCCGAGGCUUACCUUGUUGGUCUGUUUGAGGACACUAACUUGUGCGCCAUCCACGCCAAGCGUGUCACCAUCAUGCCCAAGGACAUCCAGCUGGCCCGCCGUAUCCGUGGGGAGAGCUUAAACAGCAGUCUGCUCACAACUAUCAUAACGACUUCUGGGUCUUCUUGGGGAGAAGAACAGCCUGGAUGUUGGGAGGACACCACCCUGGGCGAUGGUUACUCCGGACAGAAGCUUGUUCAACUCCUCGUCGUUCCUGAUGGCCAGCUGCAGAUGUCUGGGGAUGAUUCUGGUCUUCUUGUUGUCUCUGGCGGCGUUACCUGCCAACUCGAGAACCUCAGCGGCGAGGUAUUCCAGAACGGCAGCCAGGUAGACUGGGGCUCCGGCACCCACGCGCUCGGCAUAGUUGCCUUUACGGAGGAGACGGUGGAUACGUCCAACGGGGAACUGAAUUCUAAAGGAGCAAAGAAGGCCGGUAAGGCAAAGGCCGCCCGCGUCGGCGACAAGAAGAAGAAGAGGAGGAGGAAGGAAAGUUACAGCAUCUACAUCUACAAGGUGUUGAAACAGGUCCACCCUGAUACCGGUAUCAGCAGCAAGGCUAUGUCCAUCAUGAACAGCUUUGUUAACGAUAUCUUCGAGAGAAUCGCCGCUGAGGCAUCCCGUCUCGCCCAUUACAACAAGCGAUCCACCAUCACCUCUCGGGAGAUACAAACUGCUGUCCGCCUCCUCCUCCCCGGUGAACUGGCCAAGCACGCCGUCUCUGAGGGCACCAAGGCUGUCACCAAGUACACCAGCUCCAAAAUCGAGAUGGCACGUACAAAACAGACAGCCCGUAAAUCCACCGGAGGAAAGGCUCCCCGUAAACAACUGGCCACCAAGGCUGCUCGUAAGAGCGCCCCGGCUACCGGAGGUGUAAAGAAACCUCACAGAUACAGGCCCGGUACCGUAGCUCUUCGUGAGAUCCGUCGUUACCAGAAGAGCACUGAGCUUUUGAUCAGAAAGCUGCCCUUCCAGCGUCUGGUCCGUGAAAUCGCCCAGGACUUCAAGACUGACCUCCGUUUCCAGUCUUCAGCAGUCAUGGCUCUGCAGGAGGCUUCCGAGGCUUACCUUGUUGGUCUGUUUGAGGACACUAAGUGCGCCAUCCACGCCAAGCGUGUCACCAUCAUGCCCAAGGACAUCCAGCUGGCCCGCCGUAUCCGUGGGGAGAGAGCUUAAACAGCAGUCUGCUCACAACUAUCAUAACGGUCCUUUUCAGGACCACCAAA